This is a messenger RNA of Erigeron canadensis, 651 nucleotides long. Its product is annotated as protein ALP1-like. The record is from RefSeq and is a predicted model, not a curated record. NCBI's taxonomy places the organism in Eukaryota, Viridiplantae, Streptophyta, Magnoliopsida, Asterales, Asteraceae. The transcript is spliced from 2 exons. The coding region runs from base 1 to 651 and encodes 216 amino acids.
AUGCUUGAAGCGGUUGCUUCGUAUGAUUUGUGGCUUUGGCAUGCUUACUUUGGACCCGCCGGUUCGAACAACGACAUCAACGUCCUUAAUGAAUCUGACUUGUUCGACCAGUUUCUCCAAGAUAGAGCUCCUGCGGUAAAUUUCACCGUUAAUGGCCAACAGUUUACAAAAGGUUAUUAUCUAGCUGAUGGUAUUUAUCCAGAAUGGGCUACACCUGUCAAGUCUUUCAAGUGUCCCAUGGACCCUAAGACCUCUAAAUUCAAACGCUUCCAAGAGUCUGCAAGAAAAGACGUGGAGCGUGCUUUUGGGGUACUUCAAGGCCGAUGGAGAAUCCUUCAACAGGGUGCGCGUCCAUUAAGUAUUAACAAAAUUAAACGCAUCAUGUACUCUUGUGUGUUGUUGCACAACAUGGUCGUUAAAUAUAACGGGCGUGCAAUCAGUCCUUUGGAUUUGGAGCUAAUUCCCGAUAACCCGCCAACGCGUUCUUGGGACAAACGUGUUGACAUUCAGUUACAUAUGACAGGGGAGUUACGUGAUAGGGCGACACACAACCAUCUAGGAGGCGCCCUAGUCGAGCACAUUUGGAACUUGCCGGAAAACCAACGUGAACGUUGUGUAUAUGAAGUAGUAGAUGGAAGAAGCAGGGAGUAA